GGUUAGGUGUUCAUAUAAUAUAACGUAAGAUGGUAACCAUAUUAGCUGCUUUACCAGUAUAUACCAUCUAUGUUUUUACUGAAAUUGUUAUUAUUCAUUGAUUUGUUUCUUUAUUGUAGAAAUUGAAAAAGCGAGCUGUGGUGACCCUGGAACACCUCUGUAUGGUAUUCGAGAAGGGGAUGGUUUCUCCAAUGGAGAUGUGUUAAGAUUUGAAUGCCAAUUUGGAUUUGAAUUAAUAGGUCAGAAGUCAAUAACUUGCAAAGAAAAUAAUCAAUGGUCAGCCAAUAUACCAAUAUGUAUCUUUCCAUGCUUAUCAAAUUUUACUGCACCAAUGGGGACAGUUCUCUCUCCAGACUAUCCAGAAGGCUAUGGAAACAAUUUGAACUGCAUUUGGACUAUAAUAUCUGAUCCAGGGAGUCGGAUCCAUCUGUCAUUUAAUGACUUUGACUUGGAAUCUCAGUUUGACUUUCUUGCUAUUAAGGAUGGUGAUUCUUUGGACUCACCAAUAUUGGGAACUUUCACAGGUGCUGAAGUCCCGUCCCACCUUACCAGUAACAGUCAUAUAAUCCGCCUGGAAUUCCAAGCUGACCAUUCAAUGUCUGGACGAGGUUUCAAUAUUACAUAUAGCACAUUUGGUCACAAUGAAUGCCCUGAUCCUGGAGUUCCAUUAAAUGCUCGUCGUUUUGGGGACAACUUUCAGCUGGGAAGUUCUGUAUCAGUUGUCUGUGAAGAAGGCUUCAUCAAGACUCAGGGCACUGAAACCAUUACUUGCAUGCUGAUUGAUGGGAAAAUUAUGUGGAGUGGUCCAAUACCAAAAUGUGAAGGUCUGUGGCCUCCAUUAUUUUAUUGUUUCAAGAUUUUUAAUCUUUGAUCUUAAACUGACUUUUGUACAUCCAAAUGUUGCAAGUUCAGA
Messenger RNA from Rana temporaria (common frog), 913 nucleotides. Its product is annotated as CUB and sushi domain-containing protein 3-like. The record is from RefSeq and is a predicted model, not a curated record. The coding region runs from base 332 to 871 and encodes 179 amino acids. NCBI's taxonomy places the organism in Eukaryota, Metazoa, Chordata, Amphibia, Anura, Ranidae. The transcript is spliced from 3 exons.